CUGUGCCUGGGGAUUAUGGGGAUGCUUCGAAAGCCUCAGGAACCCUAUGAAAAAGAUAACACCAAAAGGUUCUUAUUUCAUUAUUCAAAGACACAGAAGUUGGGCAAUUCAAAUGUUGUGUCGUCGUCUGUCGUGCACCCGCUGCUGCAGCUCAUUCCUCAACUGCAGGAGAGAAGGAUGAAGAGGUUCAAAGUGGGGGAAGAAUUCCCAGGCCCUGUUGCAAUUCGAAGUCGAGGAUACUUUCUAUUCAGGCCACGCAAUGGAAGGUCAGGAGGUUUCAGUUAAGAAGGAUGCUGACUCAUGUUCCACAGAAGGAGUGCCAUGGAACAAAAGAAGCCCACGGACAUCUUGUUUUCUUCAGAAAAACAAUCCUUGCCAAGUUUACCACGUCUGAGGAUCCCUGUUGUAAACGUCCUCAGUGAAAUUUGGUUAAGAUUGUAAAUAUUUAAUUUCUUGAAAAUAAUAAAAAGCACCUUAAAAGAU
Messenger RNA from Echinops telfairi (small Madagascar hedgehog), 483 nucleotides. RefSeq names its product neuromedin U (gene NMU). Gene Ontology annotation, molecular function: neuromedin U receptor binding. The record is from RefSeq and is a predicted model, not a curated record. Gene Ontology annotation, biological process: regulation of smooth muscle contraction. The coding region runs from base 16 to 285 and encodes 89 amino acids. The transcript is spliced from 7 exons. Lineage: Eukaryota; Metazoa; Chordata; Mammalia; Afrosoricida; Tenrecidae.